UGACGCAUGUUGCCUGUCUUGUCAUCAAGUGCUGCAAUUUAUAAGCAGAAGAAAUAAAUAUUAAGCGAAAACGUAGCAGCCGCUAUAAGUUAAACAUUCUCACAAUGCCGGACAAGGUUGUAAAAAUGGAAGGCAUGUUAUUCGAAUACCCCACGACAUACUUGAACGACUAUCGGAAGGAGGAAUUCAGGGCGCCAGUAGCGACGGUAUACAAGACGAAACCAUCAUGCAUGAUGCGACGACCGCCUCCUCUAAGGGACGUGCACACUAUGUCGGACUGGAAGGCGCAGUCCAUCCCUUUUGACCUGCUCCACAAGCCCAGAGACAUCGUCGGCACUAACCCGUGGAAGGUGCAGGAGCGAUAUGAAAAGCCAAAAGACAUAGAGCGAGAGCAAGCCCAGAAGACGCGCCCGCGGUUGGUGAUGACUCCAGCAGUCAGCAUGGACGACAUCGACGACCCUCGGGCCAGGGAGCUUCUGUGCGAAGACAUGUACAUCAGCGACAUGGCCAAGGGCAUGAAGGAGGCUGUGGCUCCGUACACUAAUGUUCAGGCGCCGUUCGCUAAGCACCCGGCGCCGUCUAACCCUAUAACCCUGCGCAAGCUGCAGCCGUACCUGGUGUCGCCCGAGUGGCGAAUGGAGACGGUCCGCUGGGACAACCAGCAGUUGCGCGCGCACUGCGACGCUACUAAAGACUUCUGGCUCAAGUUUCAACUGCCCAAAUGUAGGGCAUGCGACGAAACUGCUGUAGUGAAGGCCCAUAGGAAAAUGCUGCGGCAGAAAAAGUGAAUCAAUAGGUUAUGCAUUUAGUGACUGGUGUAAUAUUUAUUU
Molecule: messenger RNA, 830 nt
Organism: Ostrinia furnacalis (Asian corn borer)
Lineage: Eukaryota; Metazoa; Arthropoda; Insecta; Lepidoptera; Crambidae
Exons: 5
Coding region: 105-788 (227 amino acids)
Source: RefSeq, a predicted model, not a curated record